Messenger RNA from Prorocentrum cordatum, 747 nucleotides. The record is from the annotation of a GenBank genome assembly. NCBI's taxonomy places the organism in Eukaryota, Dinophyceae, Prorocentrales, Prorocentraceae.
AUGGCGCCACGAGUGACGAACUGGGCGACAUCCAGGAGCACCACGCCCUCCGGGAGGUCCGUCUCGUCCGCCGCGUCCACCCGAAGCCCCCACGGCUACGGGAGGAAAGACGGCGAGCGGGUAUCCUGCGCGACGAUGCAGGGCGUGUGGACGGCCUGCGAUGUCUUCUGGGACUUCGACAGGGGCCGCACCGGGUUCGUGACGCGAAAGGAGUACAUCCAGCGGCUGGGGGACGCGCCGAGCGUGGAGCGCGUGCGGGUGCUGCGACGGGCGAACCUCUCGCGGCGCUUCCGCGGGGACGCGUCGCCCGUCUCGUUGACCGAGAUGCUGCACCUCUGCUGGCCGUCCGCCACCGCGGAAGAUGCUGUCACCAUGCGGCGGUGGGUGGAGUUGCGAGAAGCUUACCACAUCUUCGUCAAUCCGGACUUCCGAGGCUCCGACCUCGACAUGCGGCGGAGCUUCGAGCUGCUAGGCACCGGGGGGGACUGCGUCGUCGCCUCCCAGCUGGUCCGAGCGCUGGUGCUUGCCUCGGACGACGCGUGCAGCCUCGCGCGGACCCAGAGUCUGAGGCGGCACCAGAUCGACUGGCUGGAGUGGAAGGAGCGGUGGUGGCCGGCGCUGAGGGCGACCUACGUGACCCGAGAGACCAUCGCCAAGAUGCGGAGGGAGGAGGAGUCGGCCACCGCCGGCGACUUCACCUACACCCUCCGCGCCAGCCUCCUGGGCUCGGGCGGGGCGGCGUUCUGA